AUGGAACAGGAUUUCCAGCAGUUUUUCCCUGUGCUGGGAUUUCUCUUGUGUUUGUAUCUUAUUCUGAAGUUUUUGUUAUUUUUGAAUUACCUCUUUACACAUCUUUGGAGAAUUUUACCUCAGUCUUUCUUUCGUUCAAUGGGACAAUGGGCAGUUGUUACUGGGGCUGGAGAUGGUAUUGGCAAAGCAUACUCAAUAGAGCUAGCAAAUCGUGGAAUGAAUAUUGUGAUGAUCAGCCGAACUAUGGAGAAAAUGCAGAUAGUUGGCAGGCACAUUGAAAAGUCCACAGGAAGAAAUGUCAAGAUCAUUCAAGCGGACUUCACAAAAGAUAGCAUUUAUGGCUACAUUGAAGAAUGUAUCAAGGAUCUGGAGAUAGGAAUUUUGGUAAACAAUGUUGGAAUGCUUCCCAAUCUUGACCCUUGCCGAUUCCUUAGUGGAAAAGAUAACGACAAGAGUGUAAUCAACUGCAAUAUAACAUCUACUGUUAAGAUGACACGUAUCAUAUUAAGACAAAUGGAACAAAGGAAAAAAGGUCUUAUUUUGAACAUUUCUUCUGCUUUUGGGGGCUUUCCUUGUCCAUUGUAUGCUCUAUAUUCAGCCUCCAAAGCAUUCAUUACCACAUUUUCCAAAGCACUUCAAGCUGAAUAUAAGUCAAAAGGAAUUAUCAUACAGGCAGUUACUCCAUAUGGUAUUUCAACACCAAUGACAAGAAAUGCAAGUACAAAUAUCAUAACAAAAUCUCCAGGUGACUUUGUAAGGCAGUCACUUAAUUAUGUUACCAAUGGAGAUGAGACAUAUGGAUGCCUUGCACAUGAAGUUUUGUCUAAGGAGCAUGAUAAAUUGCAGAGGGGACAGAUGGUUGGGUACAAGGAAAUGAGAGCAAAGCAGCAGUGA
This is a messenger RNA of Bombina bombina (fire-bellied toad), 894 nucleotides long. It is a transcript of the gene HSD17B3, whose product is annotated as hydroxysteroid 17-beta dehydrogenase 3. Bases 1 to 894 code for a protein of 297 amino acids. NCBI's taxonomy places the organism in Eukaryota, Metazoa, Chordata, Amphibia, Anura, Bombinatoridae. The transcript is spliced from 11 exons. The record is from RefSeq and is a predicted model, not a curated record. Gene Ontology annotation, molecular function: oxidoreductase activity. Gene Ontology annotation, cellular component: endoplasmic reticulum.